GAAAUUCAAACAGGAUAACCUAGUCAGGUUAUAUUUAUGCCUGCUUCUGUAUAUACGUUCGUUUUCGUAGCUGUUAAGGGGCGCCCUCGAAUUUCUCAAAAUGUUGGAAGGACUCGUGGCCUGGGUGUUGAAUAAUUAUCUCGGGAAAUAUGUCGAGAAUCUGAAUACAGAUCAAUUGAGCAUAGCUCUAUUGUCAGGGGAAGUUGAGUUGGAGAAUCUUCCUUUAAAGAAAGAUGCGUUACGUCACAUUGGAUUACCGAUUGAAAUAAAAGCUGGAUUCAUUGGGAAAGUCAGGGUGCAAGUGCCUGUUCGUCAAAUAAGAACAGCAUCCUGGGUUAUAGUAAUAGAACAGUUGUAUUUAGUGGCUGGACCAAUAAGUCUGAGCGAGUUCGAUAAUGAAGUGGAGGAACAAGCAAUUUUAGAAUAUAAAUUGAGUCGUUUAGACUCUUUAGAAGCGAGGUGGAGGACGGACACAGAUCGGGAUCCUGGUUAUUAUGCCACUAGUUAUAGUUCUUGGGUGAAUUAUGGCACCUCCUUAGUAACAAAUAUCAUUGAAAAUUUGCAAUUCAAUAUCAAAGAUGUCCACAUAAGAUACGAAGAUGGAGUGACAUUAUCAGAUGGUAGUGGUAUUGCUCUUGGCAUAACUAUAGGAUCGUUGAAUGCACAAAGUUGCGAUGCUAGUUGGAUACCCGGAUCCACUUCGUGGAACCUUACGGACGCGUCCUUCAAGCUCAUGGAGCUCGAUAGGCUGUCUGUCUACUGGAAUCACCUGAAAACAGACGAGUUUUUUGGGUGUCUCAAUCUCGGUGAUUUAGCUAUCGCCAUGAGCGAGCCAAAGAACACAAUCAAGAAGCACAUUCUGUCGCCUGUGAACGCAAGAGCGUCUAUCAAAAGGGACAGAUCCGAACGACCAUUGAGAUCCGCGAAUAAACCAAGAAUCGUAGUAGAUCUUCAGCUGGACGAUGUCCCGUUAUGCAUUACAGACGUGAGUUGUCGAAACUGAGUAUCAACUAUCGUGUUAUUACAACAAAGACGUUGUCGUCCAGCAGUCAAUGUCUCUACUGCGCCCAGGGAAUGGUGGAAGUACGCAGCAAGGUGUCAUAUUGGUAGGGAAACUCUGAAACCGAAACCAACAUGGGAGGACAUGCUCCGAAGGGGCAAGGAGAAUAUCUCGUACGUCGAGAGCUACACAAAGUUGCUAGGAACGCCAACCAGUAUUUUACCUUUGGACGUGAAGCAGUUAAAGGAGAAGGUAGAACAGGAACGAAGUUUUGACGAGCUUCGGGUGUUGAGAGAGAUAGCGAUGUACAGAGUCAAACCGCCGAAACCAGUUCAGAAUUCAAACCAGAACGUACCACAACCGCGUGGGAUGCUUGAACAAUGGUUCCCACAGUGGUGGGGAUGGUACUCGAAGGUGCCCAAUACAAACACCCAAAGCACAUCGUCCACCUUCGACGGGGAACUUCUGGACGUUCUGGCGGACACGGUGGACGACGACACGUUGCUCCGUCGCGACACAGUGUUCGGACAGUUCAAUUUCACGUUGUCGAAGGGCACCGUGUCCUUCUGCACAACAAAGGCCGACAACGAGCUCACGAAGACCGUCGUAGAGCUGCAAUUCGAACGGGUGAAUCUGAGCUACGAGUCGAGGCCUAGGUCCGGGUCGCACAAGUUCACCAUAAGUCUGGGAGCAUUGUAUUUGCACGAUUACCUAACGGAGAAUUCGAGUUUUCCGAUUCUGGUGCAGCCCCAAGUACUGCCGACCAUCACUGCCCGUGCCCGUAGCUCUUCGGAGAAGCUGACAAGUCAAUUGCCGCAACAUCUCUUCGAGCUGACCUACGAGAAACAGCCUCUACACGUGACUGCCGAUCAUUCCCUGCACGUGAACAGCAGAUCGUUGGACGUGGUGUACAAUCCAGCUGUGAUAUACUGGCUGAUCGAUUUCAUGUGCGAGCCUCACAGAUCGUCCUCCAAUCAGAGGCUACAGGCGAUGAAACGUCGAACCCGUAGACAGCUAAUGAAGAACUGGGAGCAAAUAUUGGACGGUGAUUUUGUCUACCGUUCAUCGUGGGACCUGCAGCUCAACAUAUCCGCGCCUCAGAUUUUACUGGUAGAAAAUUUCACGGAUCCGAACGCUACAGUUGUUGUUGUUGAUUUUGGCAAGCUUCAUUUAUCCAAUACCGUGCAAACCAACGAGGUGGUUAUAAAGCCAGGCUCAGGCACAAAUAGUGACGACGAAGACGAACGAUUCGAGACACCUUGCUCGACACCUCCAGGCAGCCAAGAGAACGGUUCCGUUCAGGACUUUCAGUCUAUAUCGGAAACAGCGUUGCAUCAAAAGUUAUACGAUCAUUACACCAUCAAUCUGGUUGACCUGCAGAUUCUAGUCGGUAAAGUGAAGGAUAACUGGAAGCACGGCAGGACCAGAGGCAUGUCCAGUUUACACGUGCUGGAGCGUUUCAAUAUAUCGUUGCAGAUCGAAAGACGCGUCUUCAACACUUCAGACCCUCAUCUUCCGUCCGUGACGGUAUCUGGGAAUUUACCAAGACUAGUUGUCCACGUGAACGAACAAAAAGUAGAGGCGAUCAGGUUGAUGUACAAUUUACUUUCAAGCUUCUCCAGAUCCACAGGAAUUUCCCAGACGGACGUGGUCGCCGUGGAGCCGGAAAGUCCGAAGAAAGAAGAGACCACGGACAAGUCCAUGAGCCAUGUGAUGAUGGUGCAGUUUAUUAUCGACCAGGUCACGUUUGAGCUGCAAUCCAGAGGACGCAGCGUGGCGGAAUUGCAAGUAUCCGGCGUCAGAGCCGCCUUCAGUAAACGGACAACCGACGUCAGCGUUUCAUUGUCCGUUCAUGGUCUGCUUCUUGUCGACGCACUUCAAGAAUUCGGCCCAGAUUUUGAAUUACUAGUAGCCAGUCAUAAACACGUAGGGAUGGACAGUAUUUCUGGAAGCCUGAGGGACUCUGAACCGACGUCCCCUGUCUCCCCAGUAUCCCCUGGAUCCCCUGAUCCAGCGAUACCAAGAAGAUUAACCUCCCCAGUAGCUCUGACCAACGCUUUGUCGACCUUGGCCAGCAGAUCCAAGAAUCCACAGUCACCCAGAAACAAUUCGUUCAUCGAAUUGGACAGGAUGGAUUCGGAGGCGUUGAUCGUUAUCGAGUUAACGUUGGUGUAUGACACCUUAGAGCCUCUGAGGUUCGCCAAUAUACAGUUCAAUAACCUAGACAUCAUCGCCAAUCAGGAGACCAUAGUAGAGAUUAUGGGUUUCUUCAGGAGGAUAUUCCCGUCUCGAAAAAUGCGGCCAGGAAGCAUAGAGCGACAGGAAUCUCUUUCUAGUCAAACGGUGGAGUCCAAGGACACGACCAGAACCGAGAUAACGUUCGAUUUUCAUCGAUUGAAUGUUCUGCUUCUUAGGGCGGUGAUGCAUGAUAAUCACCUGGUGGGCCAGAAAAUCGCCACUGCGACCAUGUGCGAUGCCCGUAUACAGGCGACUUUGGCGGUGAAAACCUCGAUCUCUGGAUCCUUAGGAGGUCUGCAGGUGUUCGAUCAGACGUUGACUGGCAAAACGCAUCAAAGGAUUGUCAGUGUUGGGAGGGAUCCAAUCGCGGAUCCACCGAAACAACCACUGGAGCAUUUCGCCCAUUUAUCGAAUCAGUCUGAGGCGUUGAGAUUCUCUGCGUAUCGAUGCACCAAGCAGAACGCACAACAGCAAGAUGGAACAGAGACCCAGAUCGAUUUGACAAUACGUAUAGGAAGCGUGUGGUAUACCCAUGCCCCACAUUUGCUGUCCGAGCUCCGCUCCUGCGCUGAUGAAUUCAAACAGUAUUUAAAGAACCUUGCCCGCCAGAUCAGCGCAGCGGCCACAGACAUGGCCAUCGGUCUGGUGAACGCUGAGGACUGGUCGAUACCGCAACGUAGACGUCUGCCAAGUCUCUCAAUGGACCUGGAGACAUCAGGGAGUCUGUCUCUGAAUCUGGACAUCCUUCUGGACAGUCCUGUGUUAGUGAUACCCAGAUCGUCCCACAGUCGCCAGGUGUUUGUCGCUCACCUGGGCACCAUGUCCCUGCAGCACGAACCAAACUUGGGUUCUAUGGCGAAGCACAAGCUAACUUUGGAAGUUAGGGACAUGAAUCUAUAUUCUCUGGAGAUAUCGUCGAAUGUCAGUCAGGUACAAAACAAUCUGCCUUUAAGGGCCGAACAAAUGUACUCUUGCAAAGAGUCUGGUAAGCCAAUGCUGCACAAUACGGUGAUAAAGAUUGUGGUUGAGAUAGAGAACACGUUGGCGCAGAGUCCUGGCUUCUUUCUGGACAAUGAGUUCUCCAAUAAUCCGGUUGUUCAAGUCCAGGGGGUCGUAAUGACCCCGCUGAAAGUGUCCCUAUCACGGGGACAGUAUGAACAAUUAUUGGACACGAUGAACCGUAUGUUCUCGAUGCCGGUAACCGUGCCAGUUGUCCAGAAAUCGCAAGCCAUAAACAAGGUACCCAAUUAUUCGGAUAAGCUGGACGUUUUUAUUAAGGUGUUAUUCGAGCUGCCAACACUCAGUGUGGAAUUGAAGCAAGGCUUUCUGGAGCAGCCUUUGGUUGAACUGUCCAUGAGGGAUUUCGUGGUGAAGUAUGAGAAGCUCCAUAAAAAUGGGUCCAUUGUUCAAGUUGCUCUACGCUCUUUGCUCAUGGAGGAUCUUCUGUGUCCAGUUGGCUCGCGUCAUCGUUGCAUGAUGCAGUCCUCGGCACCAACACGUGCCAAGCUUCCUGCUGGUGUCUCAAAGUCUUGUCCGGAUUUCGCGUUCGUCCAGCAGUUCAGAAGCGAAUUUGGAAGAGCCAGUCUGCCCGACAGAUUGGAGACUGACACUUUGUAUGGUACAAUUCCUGCUCACUGGCGUAGGAAACCAGUGUCCCUGGCAGACACUCCGAAUACACCACCUCCAUCACCUGGAGCUUCCACCAGCGAAGAGAAUUUGAUACUGAUGAGUAUCACCAUCGCAGAUCCGCAUCCUGAUCAGUUAAGGGAGGAGCAAUUUCAACAGAAGACUGUGACUGUGGACUUCAAUUGUCUGGACCUUAUAAUAAGCGUGGAGUCUUGGAUGGUGGUCUUCGACUUCUUCGGAUUCGCUGGACCAUCCAGAACCAACCCCAAACUAACCAUGCACCACACCUCCAUCGAUGUGGACCAGUUGGACAAGUCUGACAGCCUGCCACUUCGAUCAGAAAUUGAGAUUGAGGUUAGGUCGUUGACGUUAGUGUUGAUACAGUCUGAAAAGGAAAUUGCUAAAGCCAAUGUAUCCGAUGCCACUAUGCAUAUUUUAAAGGUGAAUGGGAAGACUAAGGUGUCAGGUUCGUUGGGAUCCAUGUCCUUGCUGGAUCUUACGCCACAUGGUAGGUUUUACAGAGAGAGGUUUCUGUCCUCCGGUAGGAAAGCUCUGAACUUUCAGUAUUCCAGUUAUGUGGACUCUGAGAAACGACCAUACGAUGCUCAAUUGAAACUAGAAAUGUCUGCAGUUCAUUAUGUGCACACUCAGCGAUUCGUGGCGGAGCUUCAGGCGUUCUUUGUUCAUUUUUCUCAGCUUUGGACCAUCAUGGCGAAUUUAAGAGCUGGCAUCGGGGCUAUUAUAGACACCAAUAAACGAAGCAUGCGGUUGUCGUUGGAACUUCAUGCAGGAGCACCUGUGAUACUAUUGCCAGUUAGUUCCAGGUCCGACGAACUGAUACUAUUGAAUCUGGGAGAGCUCACUGCUCACAAUGAGUUUACCACUUCGGAUGUUAUAAACAAGUGCAUGUUGGACGUGAUGUAUCUCGAGCUGGUUCACAUGGAUGUCUACGCUGCCAGAAGAAUACACUGCGACGAACAGAACGAGGACGUGGACACAUUAGUUGUCGGUGGGUUUCUUGUCAAGAAACUUGGAUCAUCGUUGCUGACUGAGAUGUGCCACCUGAAGCUACGCAUUGAAAGGAAUCUGGAUACCUACAUCAGCAGAGAUAUACCAGACCUAAGUAUACAUGGUACCUUGUCAACGAUGGACUGUGCUUUGGACCCUGCCCAGUACAUGCUGAUUCGAGGUCUACUGUCCUAUAACAUUGGGGAGAAUCUGGACGACCUGCGACAAUUCAUGCAAGACUUGGACCAGACAGUCGAGUACACCACGAACAACGUGGACAAUCGAGAGAAGAUCUGGAAGAAGACGUGCAUAACCCUUGAAUUGUUGAACGUCACUGUGAAGUUACACCCCAAUCACAAUAUUGCAGCGUUAGCCUGUAUCAAUUUCAUAAAGUCCAGACUGACGUUGGACUCUUUGAGUGAUGGAUCGCAGGAUAUAGAUCUGGUCUCCCAGGAGAUACUGAUCACAGACACACGGUUCCAGGAUGAACCUGCCAGUAGACAAUCGAACGUCUUCACAAGUAUUCUACAACCUUUAAGAAAUUCCAAGAAUGAGAGUCGAGUGCAGGCUGAAGUGCAUCACAGAAGACGCAAGGCCACCGCUGCAACGACCAUUCUGGUGCACAGUAUGCGACUGACCGCCAUAUUGGACUGGUGGGAAGCUGUCAGGGACUUUCUGGUGUUGAAUUCCCCAGAACCUGAGCCUAUUCUUGGGAUAGCCCAGGUGACCGCAGAGUCUAGCCAAGAGAACGAGAGCAGUGCUUCAAGCACAAUACCGCUUGAAUUGAAGAUCAAUAUUACCGAUUCUGAAUUGGUGAUUGUGGAGGACACAUCAGUCUCUGACACCAAUGCUGUAAUCCUAAAGAGUACUGCUGUCCUGUCUUACAGAUCUGUGCCUCUGGAUGGAGAGAAGCCACUUUCCUGCAAUUUGUCCCAUUGCGAACUGUUCUCCUGUAUUCUUGGACUGGAGGAAGAAACCGCCCUGUCUAUCAUUGAUCCUGUUGGAGCCAGCCUGGACCUAACACAGGAGAAGUGUCUGGAAAUACAGCUUCAGCCAUUAUGCGUGAGAUUGAGCUAUCAUGAUAUAACAAUGUUCUCCAGGAUGCUUAGCUCCCUCCCGAAACAGACACUGGUGGCAAAACAACGCUCCAAUGAAGUCCUGACCACCACGGAGAGGCAGGUGCAGAAGCUGACAGCUCUAGGGUUUACAGAGCCUGAUUGUAGAGCAGCGUUGAACCUUUGUAAUGGUCAGUUGGAUGAUGCAGCUCUGUGGUUGACACAGAAUGCAGUGCCCAAUUCAGAUCUGAACAUCAAGAAUGAAUUCAUUUUCCACACCGUGGAGGUACAAACGUCUUGUGCGAGGAUAUGCAUCAUAGAUGAUUGUAGAGACGCUGAUGUGCCGCUGUUGGAGAUCACGUUGCUGGAUUUCAGCUUGAGACAGAAUUGCACGGGACCAGGUCUGAUGUCCUCCACGUUCAGUAUAGAUUAUUAUAACCGAGUUCUGAGUGGUUGGGAGCCAUUUGUCGAACCGUGGCGUGCCACCGUUCAAUGGGAACAGACAUUGACCAACUCACUGAAUCUGAAGAGGCUUCUAAUGUCCAUAGACUCACAGGACUCUGUCAACGUGAACAUAACUUCAACGUUCAUAGAGCUGAUUGAGCUGGUCAAGAACAACUGGAUGCAGGACUUCUACUUGACUUCAUUGAAGGAUAUUAAUGUGAAUAAACCAGUUGGGAAUGGACAAGCGUAUCGUCGUCGACAGCCGUUCAUACCGUUCGCAUUGAAGAACGAGACUGGCUGUAAACUGUGGUUCAAGACCAUCAUUGCGACCGCGGACGACACCAAGGACGUGGGUCAGAAUUUCAAAGCGAAGAACGUGUUUCAGAAGGACGACACGUGGAUCGAAGUCAUUCCAGGCGAUACUGUCCCGUUCACUUUCGAAGGAAGAGGGAAAUUAAGGCACAACACUACCCAUACUGUCCGGAGACAUCAGAUCACAGUACUUGUCGAUGGAUGGAAGCCUGUGGACCCUGUCACUGUUGAUCGUGUCGGGAUAUACUUCAGACAUGCUUAUGAAAACAGUAAUAAUACACAGGUAAUUGGUGCAUCAUCCUUUCAGAUGUUAGUGCCCAAAGCUAGAAUAGUAUUCGCCGUUGAACUAGAAGGAUCAGCCCGGAAACUAGUGACUGUCCGAUCAGCUCUACAGAUAUCCAACAAAUUAAGACACACGGUGGAGAUCAAAAUGGAGAAAUCUCUAAAUCAGUUCGAUUAUCUACCCCUUACUUUGUCAGUUAGCGACAGAAUUCUGCAAGUACCUGCACAAUCCACGUUAUCGGUACCAUUGACCCAUACCGGCCUAAAAAUGUGUCUGAAACCGAUAAAUAUGAAUUAUCUGUUCCAAUAUUGCGUGGAAACAAUCGACUGGACAACAGUAAAGAAACCGUUAGAAGUUAUAGAGAAUCGCAUCACGUGUCGAGCCAAUCAUAAUAAUAUAUUUAGGAUGUGCGUAGCAGUGAUGCGUGAUAAUUAUCCGCCAGAUGGGGGAUAUAUGCUGCCAUCCCACACGAUAAGUGUGAUGGCUCCUAUCAUUUUGACCAAUUUAUUACCGCACGAGUUGUUGUUCGAGAUUGGCGCGGAAAACGGUCGAAUUCUACCUGGUGGCAACGCAGACAUACACACGGUGAACAUGGAAGAGCAGCUCGAAGUUACAGUGCAGAUGGAUGGUUACCCUGGAUCAGGAACGAUGAUAUUGCCACCGAAUAAUGGUAAUUCGUUCACUGCUCGCCUCAGGCUAACGGACUCCAGCGGAAGAAUAUUAUUCCUACACGCAGCUGUCAAUAUAGAAAAAGGUUCUGCCAUACAGAUUAACAUUACAGCGCCUUAUUGGAUUAUAAACAAAACAGGCUUGCCGCUGGUGUUCCGUCAAGAGGGCGUUGGUAUCGAAGCAGCUGGACAGUUCGAAGAACACGAGAGAGCUAGAAUGGUGGCUCCACUGUUGUUCUCUUUCAGUGACGAGGAAGCAAGCAGAACGUUGUCGGUGCGAGUCGGUACCUCGGUGCAUCCGCAGGGGAUACCACAGUGGUCCCAACACUUCCAUCUGCAACCUGGCAUACAAGUGCACAGACUUCGAAUAUCAUUGCGGGAUGGUCGACCGGAUAUAGUGUAUUUGAUCAGCGUGGCCACUCGAACAGCAAGAGGAAAGUACAGAGCCACUACGGUGGUUACGUUGUCCCCUAGAUAUCAGUUGCACAAUAAGUCAACGUACACUCUGGAACUGGCACAGAAAUGCUUCACCACGACAGUCAGCCAUCCGGAUGCUCAGGCAACAUACAUCAGGACUAUGCCCGACUGCCACAUGCCUUUUCAUUGGCCACGUCUCGACAAAGAUUUGCUGCUGUGCGUCCGCAUUAUAGACGUGAAAGAUUGCAUGUGGUCGGGCGGUAUCCGUCUGGACGACAAUUAUUCCUUGACAAUUAAUAUCAGAGACGCUACCGGAAGGAUGCAUUUCCUUCGAGUGGACGUGGUGCUGCAGGAGAGCACGUAUUUCAUAGUGUUCACCGAUGCUGACACUAUGCCACCGCCUAUAAGAGUGGAUAACUUCUCAGAGGUUCCUUUGGUAGUCAAUCAGGUUACGGUGCACGACAAUUUACAAUGGACCGUACGACCCCAUUCGUCUGUGCCUUACGCCUUGGAUGAGCCGAUAGAGUCUGCUGCCUUGGUUUUAACCGCGCCUGGAGGUGUCACAGCCACCUACGAUUUGAAUAUACUCGGAGAGGGUAGAGGAUUGACCUACGAGAACUUUAUCUACAUCGCUUUCACUGGAACCUUUAAGAACUACUGCGAUCUGGGGACAGGAGAAUGUGGUUUAGAUCCAUUGGACGUCGAAACUCAGAGACUGGUUCUAGAAGCUGGUCCUGGAGGUUGGGUAGUUUUGAGGAGGAAACAAUAUGGCGCCAGAUCACAGUUGUGGAGGAUGACUGGCGAUGGUCAGUUGCAGCAUGAAGGCUCCAGUCCACCCAGAGAUAAGCACUCGAAAACUCCUGAGACUGUGCUGGUUCUGGAUAUAGCAGGCACAGCGCCUCAGCCGUUCACUUAUUGUGCACUGGCGUUGAGGAAACCUGAUCCUAGAAGGAGAUCAACUCAAACCUGGCGAUUCACCGAUGACGGGAGGUUGUGCUGUGUGCACAAAAACAUGUGUGUCCAGUCGAAAGACGGUUUCAUGGGAUUACACGAAGGCGGCUGUGUCGCCCGUUGGCAAAUGUGGAGCGAGGCAGUGUUGGGCCCUCAAACGCACAGCAGUCCUCCACCUGUCGAGCAGCGUGUCGGAAGACAAAAAUUGCGUCCAGGCUCUGGUUUCUUGUCCAUUCGAGUAACGACUGACGGACCGACACGUGUGUUACAAGUACUGGACAUCAAAGAAAGGAAAAAGACAUUCGCCUUGCUGGAAGAACGUGACUGGUCUCACAUCGCGGUCAGUCACCGUCCAACUCAGAUAAACACGAAUGCGGAGAGUUUGAAUUCCAGAGAGUUAGAGCUGAAGGUUAACCUAACAGCUGGAAUAGGAUUGUCGAUCGUUUCUCGAAAACCUGUCGAGGAGUUGUUGUUCGCCAGGUUGGCUGCCAUCUCGUUGGAGCUUGUACAGACCCCUGCGAAUACCACUGUGGACUUGAGCAUAGAGGACAUACAAAUUGACAAUCAAUUAUUCGAAGCACAAUGCACCUCCGUCUUAUACGCGACACGACCGACACGUGCAGAAAGUGAACACAGACCAGCGAUUCACGUGGUGGCUGAGAAGCUGAAGUCGAAGAAUCAGAACGCUGAGAUCUAUAAACACGUGAUCGUGAGCAUAAAACCGCUCUGUAUUCAUUUAGAGGAGAGGCUGAUCUUGAAACUGGCCGCCUUCGUUGGCGCUGGAAGAUCCGAGUUAGAGGUGCCGAUCGAUGAGAACGACUUCAAAGCUCAACGAUUCAUCUCCGAGGUGUCUGCGGCGCACGCGAAACGAUACUAUUUCGGGGCAUUGAAAAUUGUCCCGAGUCAAAUGAAACUGAGCGUGCUUACCACCACAAAGCUACCGCGGCAUCUCCAAGCGAUAAAGAGGCAGUUGGGCUUGACUCUGAUCAAAUUUGAGGACGCCACCAUUGAAUUGGAGCCGUUCAUCAAGAAACAUCCGUUUGAAAGUACUCAGUUUUUGGUUCAUUCUAUUAUAAAACAUUACAAAGACGACUUGAAGUGGCAGGCCGCGGUGAUAUUGGGAUCCGUGGACUUCCUGGGCAAUCCCCUUGGAUUCGUCAACGACGUCACCGAAGGUGUUUCUGGUUUGAUUUACGAAGGGAGCGUGAAGACGCUGGUAAAGAAUGUGACCCAUGGAAUUUCGAACUCGGCGGCCAAGGUAACCGAGUCCUUGUCCGAUGGACUAGGACGAGUCAUAAUGGACGAAAGGCACGAGGAAGCUAGACAGAGGAUUCGAGCGAACACCGCGGGCAGCAGUGAUCAUUUGGUGGCCGGAUUAAAGGGUUUCGGGUUUGGUUUAUUGGGUGGCGUUACUAGCAUAUUCAAGCAGACGUACGACGGAGCUGCAAACGAAGGAUUUCCAGGCUUCUUCGCUGGUUUUGGCAAAGGAGUCGUUGGGACGAUCACGAAACCGGUUGUGGGAGUUCUGGAUCUUGCCACGGAGACCGCCACUGCUGUACGAGAAACGAGUAGAAGUGCCCAUCGUACAAUCCCUAAAAGGGACAGGCCUCCUCGUGUUGCAAGUGGGCCAGGUGGUUUGCUACCCCCUUACAAUCGUCAACAGGCAGAGGGCCAAGAAUUCCUUUACAUGAUAAGCGAUCAUGACCACUCAGAAUUAUGUGUAUCCUACGAGUGUCUGCGUAGCGGAACGGAGAACUUGAGGGUGCUGGUAUCCAACGAGAGAGUCCGUGUUAUUUCCGGUGGUACCAAAGGGGUAGUGACCGAAGUCAGUUUGACGGAUUUGUUGUAUUGCCAGCCAACGCAGAAAGUGGAGAGUAACGGCACAACGUUGCACUAUAUAGAGUUAAUAUCCAGGUCAGAUUCAGCGGUGGUUGUUACCAUGGACGGGCCUGAACUCUUGAGGAGGCCUAAGGUUCGCUGUGAUAACGAGGACGUGGCCAAACGAGUAUCGCAACAGAUUAACUACGCCAAGGGAAUGCACGAGGAACGCAGUUUGACCCUAACCUCGUCGGACAACAUGCUUGACGACGUUCAGUACUACAAAUAG
This is a messenger RNA of Dufourea novaeangliae, 12109 nucleotides long. It is a transcript of the gene Vps13D, whose product is annotated as vacuolar protein sorting-associated protein 13D. Gene Ontology annotation, cellular component: extrinsic component of membrane. The record is from RefSeq and is a predicted model, not a curated record. Gene Ontology annotation, molecular function: protein binding. The transcript is spliced from 21 exons. Gene Ontology annotation, biological process: protein retention in Golgi apparatus; protein targeting to vacuole; mitochondrion organization. Lineage: Eukaryota; Metazoa; Arthropoda; Insecta; Hymenoptera; Halictidae.